AUGCCCGAAUCGCCUGCGCCCUAUGCAAGGCGCUCUACACGCCCACGCCGCGGUCACUGGACGCCCUCCCUGAUCGGCUCCUACGUCUUUGACUGGUUCAUCCUUGCUGUCGCUGGAGGUAUUGCAACGGUACUGGGAAUCGUCGAGCCGAACAAACGCCCCUUUUCCGUUCUUGACCCCAAUAUCUCCUUCCCCUUCACAGAACAUGAGACAGUCCCUAUGUGGCUGGCCGCCAUUAUCGCAGUUGGCGUCCCUAUCAUAAUUAUUGCCGCCGUAUGCCUCGCUCUCGUUCCCGGAAAUACUGUUCCCAGGGGAACUCCGAAGUCGCUCGUUUGGAAACGUAAACUGUGGGAGUUGCACGUUGGCUACCUCGGUCUCGCCCUCGCCCAUGUCGGCGCCUUCUUUAUCACAAACGGCAUGAAAAACAUGUUUGGAAAGCCGAGGCCCGAUCUUCUGUCGCGAUGCCAGCCCGACUUGGACAACAUUCAGGACUACAUCGUUGGCGGCACUUUUCCCAACAUCACUGGCUUGACCGGCACGACUGGUUUUGGCCAACUCGUAUCUGCAAACAUUUGCAAGAACACUGACUCGCACACACUUGAUGAUGGCUUCCGCAGCUAUCCAUCCGGUCACUCGAGCUCCGCCGCCGCCGGCUUGAUAUAUUUGUCUCUUUUCCUCGCCAGCAAGUUCGCCGUUACCGUACCUUUUGUAGCUUCGGACAACGGUGCUGAGUCUCACUCGGCCUUCCCAUCUCGUCUACAAAAGUCCGGCGUCGAUUACGAGGUACUGUCUGGCGAAGGUGGUUCUUUGAACCCCGACUCGGCAGGCGCUGCCAGGAACUUGGCGGAGCACAACAAGAUUGUGACUGCUGUCCGUCGCCAAGCCGCCGCCCCUCCCAUCUACCUUCUGACUAUCGUGGUCCUCCCAUGGUUCGCAUCGAUCUUUAUUGCUGGCUCUCGCUGGUUUGACUUCCGCCAUCACGGUUUCGAUAUUCUCUUCGGCUAUAUGAUUGGCAUCUUCACCUCCAUUUUUGCAUUUCGCUACUACCACCUCCCAAUCCGCCAGGGUGCGGGUUGGGCCUGGGGUCCUCGAAGUCACGACAAGGCUUGGUGGUCUGGUGUCGGAUCCUAUAGUUAUGCGACCGAGAAGGGCGACUUUAUCAGGGCAGGAGACGAGGAGGAAGCAUACAUGCCCAGACCGGUCGCGGGUCAAGCAUCAUCGACCCAAUACAUCAGCAAGGCCGGCUCCAAUGAAGGGGCGGAGCCUGAAUCCCGUUUCUAA
This is a messenger RNA of Colletotrichum graminicola M1.001, 1281 nucleotides long. Its product is annotated as PAP2 superfamily protein. Gene Ontology annotation, biological process: phospholipid metabolic process. The transcript has 2 exons. The record is from RefSeq and is a predicted model, not a curated record. NCBI's taxonomy places the organism in Eukaryota, Fungi, Ascomycota, Sordariomycetes, Glomerellales, Glomerellaceae. Gene Ontology annotation, molecular function: phosphatidate phosphatase activity. Bases 1 to 1281 code for a protein of 426 amino acids.